Molecule: messenger RNA, 3162 nt
Organism: Anopheles funestus (African malaria mosquito)
Lineage: Eukaryota; Metazoa; Arthropoda; Insecta; Diptera; Culicidae
Exons: 7
Coding region: 783-1718 (311 amino acids)
Source: RefSeq, a predicted model, not a curated record
CGCUUCGGUACGGUCCGGCAUCAGUUUGCACCGAAAACCGUACGCGGACAGACACGCAAGGAUAUAGAUCGACCUUCCUUUGCGAGAUGCCAUAAGCGAACGACGCACCCGUCGCGGUUAGGAAGAGCGAAGGAUACAUCCGGUUGGUACGGGGAUCUAAGCACUCGGUCGUUUAAGUAGUGUAAUAGAGUGGCGGUUUGUUGCCGUGUAUAUUUUUUCUGUACGGUGUGUGCUAUCCACCAUGUGAAGGUUGCAACAACAGAAAGAAAAGUGCAAGAAGAGAGCACGAUAUAAAGCGAGAAAGAAAGAAGAAAAAAGAAUAUUGUGUAUUGAAUGAUAAGAGUGCUCUAAGAUAUAGAUAUAACCAAGAAGAAGCCGUCUAUCGACCAUCAAUCGAAUAAGAUCCGGUUCCACAGAAGGAGAUUCUGCAAUACCCUAUCAAACCUCCGUACAUUAUUAAGCGGCACGUGCCAGAUAGUGGUGUAAAGUACUUAGUACGGUUGAAUGUAGUGAUAAGAUUGAGUGACAGUAAAGAACCCGGUGGGCCUUUUUGACGUGCGGUUGCGGCAGCUAUACAUAUAACACCUUCGCGGUCAGUGAUGGUUUGUGUACUAAAAUGACAAGCUGUAGGAUUGUUUCAUCCAGUGGUACGCUUUAGUGCCGGUUGUAGUUAGUUAUCACCGUGUAAAACAGUGUCACAGGGGCUAAAAGUGAACAGCAGCUGCCAACAAACAACCGAAAAAACAGGAGCACACUAACGAGUGUGGGGGUAACACUAACACAUGCAUACUUUCACCGUGUUUGGCAAUACGAUGUGCUUGAAUGGCAGGUUAAUAGCAGCCGUCUUACUAAUGCAGGCGUUAACGCUUGCCAGAUGUCUGCAACUGACGGAUAUCACCGUGCCGGAAGUGGUGGAUGUACGAGAGACGGUUACGCUUUCCUGCAGCUACGACAUGGGUAUGCACAAGCUCAACUCCGUCAAAUGGUACAAAGACGAACGGGAAUUCUUCAGAUACUCGCCGAUGAUGCCCAAGAGUCUGAUGUUCUUCGACGUGGACGGUGUGACGUUGCUGGAGAAUUCGACGGUACAGAUCUGCAAUCAGUUUAUGUGCAGCAUUCAACUGUACAAGCUCACCAUUCGCUCAAGCGGCUCGUACCGGUGCGAAAUAUCUGGCGAUGCGCCAGAGUUCAAGCUGGCGCACGGCGUCGGUAAUAUGACGGUGGCCGUCUACCCACAGUUCGAACCGAUCAUCAAUGGGCUGCAGCAUAAUGGGGGACAGCAUAACUAUGCGCUCGGUGACUUUGUCGUGGCGAACUGUUCGUCCGAUAUGUCCAGCCCGCCGGCCCGGCUUUACUGGUACAUCAACGAUCGUAACGUACCUUCGGAAUAUCUACAGCCGCAGCAUGAAACGACGGUCGAGAACGAUGGGUUUCUGUUGCGUUCCCGCACGCUCGAGAUACGCUUUUACAUCGACGAGAAGCGGCUCGGCAAGCUGAAGGACAAGCUGGUGCUGAAAUGUUUGGCACGGAUCGACUCCAUCCCGCAGGCAACGCGCGAGUCAUCGCAGAUCAUCCACAUACCGACGGCGGACGCGCUGCGCAACCAAAAGCUGAUCAAUUGGCGCGGAUCCGAUGCUUCACCAUUGCAUCACACAGACAUGCACCGGAUGUUUGUCGUGCUCUGCAUCGCGCUAGGCUUCUUCACGUGGCUUGUAUAAUUAUAUACCGCACAUCGUUUGCUUGCGAGACACCAGCUAAAGUACGUAAACCGUGUAGAGUUUAAGCGGCCGUGUUGAGCUUGAGCAACAAAAAAAAGAAAAAAAAAACAAGGAUGAAUGCCAAAUAUCAGCAGAAAUUUGAAAUUUAUUUUGGUAGAAUACGAUACAGCGUGCACAGAUACAAAUCAAAAUGAAAGUUUCUACUACCGUUAGUAUGUUGUUCUCAGUUGUUGGUUGAUCGUUGAGUUACGAUGAGUUGUGUCAUGUUUACAUUUUUGCAUUGAAAAAAUGGAAAACAAAAAUUAUAUCACAAUCUAACGAGUGGAUAAUGUUAAACAAAAAAUACGAUCGGUUAAAAUGAUUAAGAAAAAGAGAGAGAGAGAAAAAACAUUAACAAAAACAAACUUAAACGGUAAACGCUGCUUACUCGAUUAACAAAGGGCGACAAGAACAGCAAUGGAUGGAUUGCAAAUGGUGACCGUUACACUGUGCAGUGUAUUAAAUUACACCAUUCAUGCAGCUGGGAGAGCGAGAAAAAAAUGUACAUAUAUAUAUUCACUACUGCUGAAACCAUAACGGGAGGGAGUUGGUAGGAUAGAAAGUGGUUCCUAUUAAGCCUAGUGGCUGAAGGGUUCUUGCAUACGCAGAGCAUGCUUGAAAAUGUCGGUGGCACCCAGUGGGGCUUGGAAUGCUUCAACAGGGAGCUGAUUAGAAAUUACAGUGCAUGCAUACGAAGCGUCGGGCUUUGCCCCCAAAUCACAUGGCUAACAAAGCAAAGUUUACAAUAAGCGGCAUGUUGAAUUACGGAAAUACCAAACAGAAAAAAAACACAGAGAACGAAAAUGCUCCAAAUACAAUCUAAACAUGUACGCAAAACUGGGCGCUGAACCGAAAAAAACUAAAACACUAAUGAGUAAUGCGAAGGGACAUGAUGAGAAAGAAAAAAAUAUUGCCUUUUUUGCCGUACUUAUUCCAGCGCGAGAAGCAAUAAUGUGCUGGAGCAGGCGAACCGGGCUAGAGAAAACGAUCAAAUAUAUGAACUGGGCGUUAGAUAGUUUCAUAGAAAUUUUUCUACAAUUUAGUUAAUGACAAAUGUUGAUGCUUACGUUUGAGCGAACGUGUUGAUUACUGCGCGUGUGAAUGAAAUGAGAAAACUGUAAAGAAAAGCUACUGGUUGUUGCUAACUCCAAACAUAGAAAUGACAGUCCAAUAUGAUGCAUUUCAACAAACUGCAGUGGAGAUGUGUUUAUUAAGAACAAAGUGAUUUCAUUUUUACUAACGCUGAACACAUUUUAUCAUUAUUUUAUAUAUUAGAGGAAAAUUUAAAUGAUAGGAUGAUGAACAGUUCAUAUUAAGGAGUCGUGCAAGCGAAUAUGACGUUAAUGAAUCGUCCUAAAUUGAUAUAGAAUGUCGUGCCAUUGAUAUAGAAUGUCAGAUUCAUAGA